UUUCAGUGUGAACGUAGCAUAACCGGCGUUCCUUAAUCAGUCACCGUUUUUUUCGAGGAUGUAAAGGGUUCGUCAUUUCCAUAAGGUUUAAACUUAAAUGAAAUUUUGUGGGCGUCCCUAUAAAAUUGUAAAUGAAUCGUGUCAUACUAUUCUUUUACCAGUGAAUACCUUUUCAUUAAAAAUUAGCUGAUAUUGGAAAACACCUCAUCCCUUGAAAUGGCUUGGAGAUUUAAAGCUUCCAAAUACAAAAAUGCAGCUCCAAUUGUACCGAAACCCGAAACAUAUGUUCGAGAUAUAUGUGUUGGUUCUUAUCAAACUUAUGGAAAUACGAUCACAGCAUCUGCCAAAUUUAUGGCAUUUAAUUGGGACCAUGCUGGAUCAAGUCUCGCGGUACUGCCCAUCGAUGACUGCGGGAGAAAAAGUAAACUCAUGCCGCUAUUGCAUGCACACUCGGACACAGUUACCGACAUGCAAUUUUCACCAUUCCACGAUGGCCUACUAGCGACUGGUUCACAAGACUGCUUAGUUAAAAUAUGGCACAUUCCAGAGGCGGGACUACAAGAAUCGCUCAGUAAUUCUGAAUGCACAUUCUCUCACAAACAAAGACGGGUUGAAGGGGUUGGAUUUCAUCCGACCGCCGAUUUCCUUCUCCAUUCCACUUCGUAUACCACGUUAACCUUGUGGGACUUGAUAUCGCAGCAAGACUUCUUUACCAACAGUGAUCAUACCGAUAUAAUUCAAUCUACCAGCUGGAAAAAGGACGGCAGUCUAAUAGUCACCUCGUGUAAAGAUAAGCAAGUUCGUAUAAUCGAUCCUAGAGUAGAAACCUCCUGUGUGAAGUCGGCGAAUAGUCACCAGAGUAUUAAAGAUUCGCGGGUGGUUUGGUUGGGGGACCAUGACAAGAUAUUGACCACUGGUUUCGAUGCAUCCAGAUUAAGGCAGGUUAUUGUUCGCGAUUUAAGAAACUUUUCCAACCCGGAGAAGACACUGGAACUGGAUUGCUCGACUGGAAUAUUAAUUCCUUUGUAUGAUCCUGACACUGGCAUGCUAUUUUUGGCAGGGAAAGGUGAUACUACAAUUUCCUACAUGGAAAUAUCGGAUAAAGAGCCUUACCUAAUAGAAGGUCUGCGUCACACUGGAGAGCAAACGAAAGGUGCCUGUUUAGUGCCAAAGCGUGCUUUGAACGUUAUGCAAGGGGAAGUCAAUCGAGUUCUGCAGCUAACCAGCGGAUCGGUUAUACCAAUCACUUACCAAGUGCCACGAAAAACUUACAGGGAUUUUCACGCCGAUUUAUACCCGGACACGACAGGGUAUGUUUCGGAUCUUACCGCUGCCGCCUGGUUCCAGGGUAAAAACAUUCCAGUUGCUAAAAUUAGUUUAGAUCCAGCUAAACGGCCUAAUGGAGAGGCUCCUAUUACGGUGCAUAGAGGUCCAUUAAGCAAAUUAAAAGAAGCAAUGGAAAACUCUCAGAACAGCAUUGAAACGCAACACCAUUCCAAAGUAACACAGCCAAAAGUAACUAGCGCAAUAGUCAAAAACGACUUUGUGCCUAUUAAGGCAAAGAUUAGUAACUUAGAAAAGGACAAUUUUAAAGAGAACUCUUCCAAACACAAGCCAAUGCCUAGUGACAAAGCGAAAAGCGACAGCGCACAUAUUUCCGACAAUAAGAUUAGCGAGUAUAAUAAAAUUAAUAGCAACGAGUUCAGUACAGCAGAAAAAUCGGAAUUAGAAAAUGGGAUUCACAUUGUCCCACCGAAACCAAUGCCAAGGACCUCGAGAACUGGAUCGAUUUGUGAAGUUAUAGAAGACAGUAGCACAACACCGAAACCUGUGGCGCGACCAAGGACAAAUAGCUGUGCUCCGAUUAUAACUGCUGUUAAUCCUAAUUUACCCAUCGUUGGAGGUUACAAGCCUCGUCUAGGUCCAAAACCAUUCACACCUCCUAAACUAAACGAAAGCGAGAGCUUCGACAAAGUGUUCUGUGUUCCACCAGUACCGAGUGGUAAGGCUCAAAAUGGUGUUCACGAAAAUGACAUAUCAAAUUCUGAAAUUAGAGAAGAUGUUGAAGGUACGACGCAGGCGUGUGAAGACAAUUUGCAUAAACUAGAAUUAAGCGCAGAAGAUGAAAAUGGUGGCGAGGCAGAGGUGAAAACGCCUACAACUGCAGAACGAAGAAAAUUAUUUGAACCCAAGCACGAGGAAGAGGAGCUCAAAGUUGAAGACAAUCACGAGGAAGACUCCUCCAGAGAGACACCUAGAACACCCACCACUGCAGAACGACGAAAAAUGUUCGAGACACGCAAUGACUCCAAAGAGAAUGACCCCGAAGAUAAUUUUGACGGAAAUGAUCUAGGCGGUAAUUUUGAAAGAGCGUCUGCUCAAAGAACCAGCAUCGCGGAGCGGCGGAAGAUGUACGAGAAUCGCUCGCUGUCGGUAAAGGAGACGAACAGUGACAAAAUGGCGGCCUCUCCGAUAUUAUUAAGGCGUAAGGGUUCAUUUAAAAAUCAGAAGGACGAUGAGUCUGAAGAAAAUCGGAAAAAUUCGCAGAUUGUUAAGCAGCAAUCUUUGGAUCCUCAGAUGGGGAAGAAGGUUGAACCGCUUGCUGUCCCUGCACCAACACCGAAACGUACAUCUACCGUCUUUGGGCGAGUUUCCAAAUUUCGUCUCCUGAAAGGAACACCGGCGCACAAGUCUCAACAUAUCGAAAACAUAAGGAACGUUAGCAGGCAGAUUCCAGGAGAAUGUGAUGGAUUUCAAGCUAACCCCGAGCGGGUUGCCGUGCCGUUAAGUGGACCCGGUGGUAAAAUUGCGAUAUUCGAGUUGAGCAAAAGAGGCAAGUUGCCAGAUGGCGUUAUACCGGCUUUAGUACACGGCAGCAACGUCAUGGAUUUCUAUUGGGAUCCGUUUGACAACAGUCGCCUGGCGGUGGCUUGCGAUGAUGGCAUGAUUAAACUGUGGCGUAUCGCGGAGAGCGGUUUAAGUGAACCUAUUAAUACACCUGAAGAGGAGUUUAGUGCGCAUUCGGAUAAAAUUUAUUUUAUUAAGUUUCAUCCUUUGGCGCAAAAUGUAUUAGCGUCAGGGUCGUACGAUAUGACGGUUAGGAUUUGGAAUUUGAGCAAUACAAGUGAAAACAUUGUGCUUGAGGGACAUACCGAGCAUAUUUUUAGUUUUGCGUGGUCGCCUUGCGGGGUUUAUUGUGCCACGGUCAGCAAAGAUGGUAAAAUUAGAAUUUAUAAUCCAAGAAAGGGUACUUCGCCUAUUUACACUGGAAAGGGACCCGUGGGUAGUAGAGGUGCGCGUGUUGUGUGGGCUCUUGAAGGCAGUUGUAUUGUUGUGACCGGAUUUGAUAAAGUGUCUGAAAGGCAAAUAAUGGUUUAUAAGGCAAAUGACCUAAGUGCUCCACUUAACACAGUUGGGUUGGACGUUUCUCCCGCCAUUCUGAUGCCUUUUUACGAUGAAGACAGUUCUACCCUGUUCCUAACUGGUAAAGGUGAUUCUACAAUCUACGCGUACGAAGUCACGGAAGAAGCGCCAUAUAUUUGCCCAUUAAGCCACCAUCGAUGCAGUACACUACAUCAGGGAUUGUCAUUUUUACCAAAGAACGAAUGUGACGUGAGUAACGUUGAAUUCGCCAAAGCUUUGAGGUUGACAAAUAACACAAUCGAACCCCUAUCUUUCACUGUUCCUCGCAUUAAGAUGGAGCUAUUCCAAGAUGAUCUUUUCCCACCAACAAUAGUGACUUGGAAACCCACACUUAGUAGUUCAGAGUGGUUUGCGGGGCGGAAUAAGGAACCUUUAAGAGUUAGUUUGAAACCCGAAGGCAUGGAUUUAUUGUCAGAUGUGCAAGCGUCUGCAUCCGAUAAAACAAAUAAGUCAUCAGAAAGCUUCACGGCGCCUGCUAUCGGUCGUUUAGGAUGGGGGCCGGACUUGACUGGGCAAGUUAAAACAAAACAGGAUGAGAUUCAGAAGUCCGUAAGUAGCCGUCUUGAAGUUAAUAUGACAUUGGAACAGGACAAUAUGGAAGGAGUGGACGAGAAAGAGUGGGAUGAGUGAACUAAUCAGGCCUUAGAAUAAUUUUUAAAUUGGCAACAAAAUUCCAAGUUUUUGUGUUUUUAAUUACUCAUAAUUGAGGUGUAAAGGGCCAUUUUCAAUUAAGCAUAAUAUCAUUUGCAUCUAGUCCUUUGAUAAAGUGCUUUAGUUAAAUAUUGUUUGUACAUGAUAUUUGCUGUGUUCGUUACAUGUAGGUUUUAUAUUUAUUGCAUAUUGUAUUUAUAUUGAUAUUCUUUUUUAUGUACAACAUUUAUUUAUUACUUUUCUGUUUUUUUGGAGAUGAUGUGAUCAGUACUGGUCAUUACUUUCAGUUGAAAGCACAGUAUAAAUGCUUAUCAUUCGGCUUUCCUGCUUACUCCAAAAUGAGCAUGAAUAGAUUGAUGAAGAACAUUAUUAUUAGUAGAAAUCAUUUUUUCUAAAAUGUGCACGACUUAUGAAUUGUUCCAUACUACCUUAGUCGCAGUUAUUGGACUUGUUAAAUAAAACGCUGACGUUUUUCCUGGCGAACUAGUUUUUAAUUGUGUUUUCUAAGGCGAUUGAUUUCGUGUUAAGAGCCAUCAUCAGACCAAGCUGUGAUUUGUAUAAUAAUACAUUUAUAACGGUACGCCGUGAAUGUGACGCUUGAGGGUAUACCGUAUUAAUAAAUGUAACUUCAAUGUAACAUAUUACGCAAAUUACAGCUAGGCAUGAUGAUGGGUUAUUACCUGAAAUAGAUCACCACAGAAAAUACGAAUAAAAACUAGAUUUCCAGAAAAAACGUCUGCGUUUUAUUUAACAAUUUCCCCAAUUGAAAUGCUAGUCAAAGAUUCUUGAGUCAAUAUUUAUUGUGUUGCAACCAAUCUUUAGAUAUAAUUUAAAUGGUAAAAUUAUAUUAGUGAACUAAGAACAAAUAAAACUGCCUGCUUCCUCUAGCUAGAAUAAUGUUCUUUGUCAUUAAUCUAUGUCUAUUCCCCUACUUCUGUGAUAAAAAAUUUGCUUCACAAAAAAGACUGUCCCGACAGCAUCAUCAGUUUUAAGGAACCAUAGAGGUAAAAGAAAUUGCUUCCUGUAAUUUAAUAUCUACUCAUUUUUGACUUGGAGAAGUGUAACUUGCUCAAGAAUAAGUUAUUUUCAUCUGUGAUUGUGACAGUUUUUAUUGGAAUUUUUGUGUAAUUUUCAUGACAUUUUAGAUAUUUUUGUAGGCAUUUGUAAUUAAAAAUGUAAGUCACAAACUAUUGUAAACGUUGAUCUCAAGUGAAGUCUUGCUCAUUUUCGUAAAACUGCUAAUUUUUAUAUUUCAUGUAUACAACAAAGUUAUAUUAUUAAAGCUUGCCAAUGCGAUGGUAAUGGAACAUACACUUAGCUUUCAACAUAUUUGUAUUACAUCUGUGGGUAUGUAUUGUUUAUUUUUUUGGUUAUAGUAUGAGUAAAAUGUAAGUGUAAAACUAUCGCUGAUGUGUGACAAUGUAGGUUUAAUAUUUUAUUGUAUACUCAUAAUUGCUAUGUAUUGCCAUAAUAUUACAUAUUUGUAGCUGAUUACACAGACUUAGAAUUUC
This is a messenger RNA of Photinus pyralis (common eastern firefly), 5585 nucleotides long. Its product is annotated as coronin-7. The coding region runs from base 217 to 4053 and encodes 1278 amino acids. Gene Ontology annotation, molecular function: protein binding. Lineage: Eukaryota; Metazoa; Arthropoda; Insecta; Coleoptera; Lampyridae. The record is from RefSeq and is a predicted model, not a curated record. The transcript is spliced from 11 exons.